CCCGCACGAAACAUUUACUCUGUUUUUUUGUUUCCCUCCUUCUACGUUUCUCUGUACACGGCUUUCUUAAAUUGCUCACACGAAGCAGAUAAUUCGUCUCUCUAUCUCUCUCUCCUUGCAUCAUUUUCUUCGUCUCAUUGGUAUUGAUUGAUUCACGUGACUUUGUACAUUGCGGUUAAGUUCUUCCGUCUUGGUCAUUCCACAUGUUGUGUAGUGUUCAACGCCGAAUUUUCCUUCACCCGAGAUUAAAAUCGUCAAAUUAUCUGAUUUUUGAUGCCCUGAAGCUUUAGCUUGCAUCUGUAGUCAUUUGUCAAAGAUAAUUGAACAGAGGCUUUCUAUAUUCGUCGUCAAGGGUUUAGGAGAUUCUGGGUUUUGGCGUGAUUUUGAGGGGAAAGAUUGAAACUUUCCCCGUGAAUGGUAAGACAGUGAGAGAUGUCUGGGUACGUGGGUGUUGUCGUUUCUGAUCCAUGGCUACAGAGCCAGUUCACUCAAGUCGAACUUCGGACUCUCAAUUCCAAGUAUGUGUCGGUGAAGAAUCAGAAUGGAAAGGUCACUAUUGAAGAUCUCCCUCCUCUAUUUGCAAAGCUGAAGGCACUUAGUGCAACAUUUAAGGAAGACGAAAUCAAGGGUAUGCUAGGGGAAUUGGGUUCUGAUACAAGCACUGAUGUGAGUUUUGAAGAGUUUCUCAAGAUAUAUCUCAACUUACUAAGUAAAGCAGCUGAGAAAUCUGGUGGUCAUCAUAAGAACUCAUCCUCGUUUCUGAAAGCUUGUACAACGACACUUCUUCACACUAUAUAUCAGUCGGAGAAGGGUCCUUUUGUUCAGCACAUCAAUAGAUAUCUAGGGGAUGACCCCUUUUUGAAGCAGUUCCUUCCUCUUGACCCUCAUUCUAAUCAAUUGUAUGAACUUGUGAAAGAUGGUGUCCUUCUAUGUAAGCUUAUAAAUGUAGCUGUUCCCGGGACAAUUGAUGAACGAGCGAUCAACACUAAGAGGGUACUUAAUCCGUGGGAGAGAAAUGAGAAUCACACGCUUUGUCUCAACUCUGCUAAAGCUGUUGGAUGCUCUGUUGUUAAUAUUGGCACACAAGACCUGGCCGAAGGACGGCCUCACCUGGUGCUCGGAUUGAUUUCACAACUCAUAAAGAUUCAAGUACUUGCUGAUCUCAAUUUAAAGAAGACGCCUCAGCUUGUUGAGUUGCUUGAGGACAGCGAUGAUGUCGAGGAGUUGCUGAGAUUACCCCCUGAGAAAGUCUUACUGAAAUGGAUGAACUUCCAUCUUAAGAAAGGGGGUUACAAGAAAACCGUCUCAAACUUUUCCGCAGAUUUGAAGGAUGCACAAGCGUAUGCCUUUCUGCUCAAUGUUCUCGCACCUGAACACUGUGACCCGGCUACACUAGAUGCAAAGGAUCCUCUUGAAAGAGCUGAAUUGGUUCUCAGUCAUGCAGAGAGAAUGAACUGCAAGCGAUACUUGACUGCAGAGGAGAUCGUUGAAGGAUCUUCAACUUUGAAUCUUGCCUUUGUGGCACAAAUCUUCCAUGAAAGGAAUGGUCUAAACAAGGAUGGUAAGUAUGCAUUUGCGGAGAUGAUGACCGAAGACGUAGAGACUUGUAGAGAUGAACGAUGCUACCGGCUAUGGAUCAACAGCCUCGGGAUUGACAGUUAUGUCAAUAAUGUAUUUGAAGAUGUUAGAAAUGGAUGGAUUCUUCUUGAGGUUCUUGACAAGGUCUCUCCCAGUUCAGUCAACUGGAAGCAUGCUUCCAAACCACCGAUUAAGAUGCCGUUUAGAAAAGUAGAGAACUGCAAUCAAGUCAUAAAGAUCGGGAAACAGCUAAAAUUCUCACUUGUAAAUGUAGCUGGAAAUGACAUAGUUCAAGGGAAUAAGAAGCUCAUUCUUGGUCUCUUAUGGCAGUUGAUGAGAUUCCAUAUGCUCCAACUUCUCAAGAGUCUCAGAUCUCGGACACUAGGUAAAGAGAUGACUGAUGCAGAUAUCCUCAGCUGGGCCAACAGGAAAGUAAGAACAAUGGGACGAAAAUUGCAAAUCGAGAGUUUCAAGGACAAGAGUCUAUCGAGUGGGUUAUUCUUCCUCAACCUUCUAUGGGCGGUUGAACCAAGAGUUGUGAACUGGAAUCUUGUCACCAAGGGUGAAACAGGUUUUCACUACUCUUUUUACUAAGGUAUAGUUACUUACUCCGUUUACCUGAAUCAAAGCUUAUUUGAUUAUUAUAUGGUUAUUGAAACGUACAGAUGAUGAGAAGAGGUUGAAUGCUACAUACAUAGUUAGUGUCGCAAGAAAGCUCGGUUGUUCGGUUUUCUUGUUACCUGAAGAUAUCGUGGAGGUGAAUCAGAAGAUGAUCCUAAUUUUAACGGCAAGUAUAAUGUACUGGAGUCUUCAGAGACAUUCACGGGAGAGUUCAGAUUCGUCGUCAACUCAGAGCACCACAACGACGUGCACCAGCACAGCCUCGUCCCCUGCCCCAUCUGUCACAGAAGAGGAGGAAGUCUCCUCAUUGAGCGGUGAAGUCACGAGCUUGGCCGUUGGUGAUGCGGUUUCUGAAAUCACCACGGUCUCAGAGGAAGCAUCCAUCGAAUAGAGAGAGCGAGAUCACAUAUAUACUGAUAUACAUCUCUUGCUAUAGCAAAGUAGCUGUUAUAAUAGUGACUUCUCUGUAAUCUUUUGUUUUUUUGUUUCAUCAACUAAAAUUACCAAAAAUAAUAACAAUGUUACAAACACUCAAUCACAUCGAGAAAAGUAAAGUAAAAUUGUGAA
Messenger RNA from Arabidopsis thaliana (thale cress), 2766 nucleotides. RefSeq names its product fimbrin 1 (gene FIM1). The coding region runs from base 433 to 2172 and encodes 579 amino acids. NCBI's taxonomy places the organism in Eukaryota, Viridiplantae, Streptophyta, Magnoliopsida, Brassicales, Brassicaceae. Gene Ontology annotation, molecular function: actin filament binding. The transcript has 14 exons. Gene Ontology annotation, cellular component: cytoskeleton. The record is from RefSeq and is marked reviewed. Gene Ontology annotation, biological process: actin filament bundle assembly; actin filament organization.